Cataglyphis hispanica is the source of this 2971-nucleotide messenger RNA. It is a transcript of the gene Fatp3, whose product is annotated as long-chain fatty acid transport protein 4-like. Bases 281 to 2164 code for a protein of 627 amino acids. NCBI's taxonomy places the organism in Eukaryota, Metazoa, Arthropoda, Insecta, Hymenoptera, Formicidae. Gene Ontology annotation, cellular component: endoplasmic reticulum. Gene Ontology annotation, molecular function: long-chain fatty acid-CoA ligase activity; long-chain fatty acid transmembrane transporter activity. The record is from RefSeq and is a predicted model, not a curated record. The transcript is spliced from 13 exons. Gene Ontology annotation, biological process: triglyceride homeostasis.
UCCGAUGAUUACUAUUACUAAUGUUGCACGGAUCAGUCUGUACCAUAGACGUGGGGAGACACGGACUACAGACUAUAUGUCGAAGUCAUUCUUCAGUUUCGUUUCAGUCGUAUCGUGACAUCCGCAUUUAUCAGUUCUCGUGUGGAACCAAGCCAGAGCGUUUUCACGACCGGCGUUUGUCAGUCAACGCGACCAACCAGUUGACGCUGGCGCCAUUUCUGAGUCGUAAACUGUUAAUUAUCGAGUUGAAGGAAGACGAGAAAACGUGCGGAAAAUAAUAAUGACAGAAUUCUACCAGGCUGUUAUCAUCGCGCUGAGCAUCCUGCUCGUCGGCUUUCUCCUUACCGGAAGUCGUCGGCGAGUUAUGUACAUGCUCUAUAAGACAUUGCCUAGAGAUCUUUUAGGUGCUUACCGAUUUCUUCAAGUCAAUAUUCUUCUUUGGUGGUGGGAAAAGCGUGAAUACACCGUCGCAAAAGUUUUCUCAAAAUAUGCAGCAGCUCAUCCGAAAAGAAUUGCUUACAUAUUCGAGAAUAAAAAAUGGACAUAUGAAGAGCUGGAGCACUUCAGUAAUCGUAUCGGACGUUACUUUCGCACCAGACCGUUUUCUCAAUUCGACAGUAUAGCUAUAGUUAUGGAAAAUUGUCCUGAAUACAUCGGUAUCUGGUUGGGUCUUAGUAAGGCCGGUUUCGUAGCGGCUCUCAUCAAUACCAACCUCCGUCAUGACAUGCUCCUACAUAGCAUUAAUGCUGCCGGUUGUAAAGCUAUCAUCUUUGGGUCUGAAUUCAAGGAUGCGAUUCGUGACAUUAAGAGUAAAAUACCCGACAUCGGACUUUACCAAUGGUCGGAAUUGGCAAACACACCGGUUCUAGAAGAGGCGAUAGAUCUCAACAUGGGAAUGAGUAGCAUUAAUCCCGAACCCCUCGUUGUCCAACUUGACUAUAGCACUCCCCGGGACAAAUUGAUUUACAUUUAUACAUCUGGCACGACGGGAAUGCCGAAGGCUGCCGUUAUCAAUAAUUUAAGAUAUAUGUUAAUAGUCUGUGGCGUGUACUCAAUGCUUCGUAUACGCUCCAAUGAUCGAAUUUACAACUCUCUACCUCUUUAUCACACCGCAGGUGGAAUAAUUGGAGCAGGUCAAGCACUUUUACGAGGCGUGCCCGUUGUGAUACGCAGGCGAUUCAGUGCUUCGAAGUUUUGGUCAGAUUGCAUCCAUUACGAAUGCACUGUGGCGCAAUAUAUCGGAGAAGUCUGUCGUUUUCUUCUUACGGUUCCACCAAAUGAAAACGACAGAAAACAUAAAGUACGCUUGAUGUUCGGGAACGGCCUGAGACCGCAAAUUUGGGAAUCUUUUGUAAAAAGAUUUGGCAUAAAACAAAUAGGCGAGUUUUAUGGAGCCACCGAAGGAAACUCAAACAUAGUCAACAUUAACAAUAAAACUGGUGCUGUUGGUUUUAUACCAAGAUAUGCUAAUUAUUUGUAUCCUGUUGCUUUGUUGAAAAUUGAUGAAGAAACAGGGGAAUUAUUGAGAGGAACAGAUGGACUCUGUAUACCUUGUGAACCUGGUGAGCCUGGUAUUUUCGUGGGCAAGAUUAAUCCAAAAAAAGCGAUCAACGAUUUCUCUGGCUAUGUGGAUAAAAAGGCAUCAGAGCAGAAGAUUAUACACGAUGUUUUUAAAAAGGGCGAUCGCGUUUUUAAUUCUGGUGAUAUUUUAGUCAUGGAUGAACUCGGAUAUUUUUACUUUAAAGAUAGGAUCGGUGAUACAUUUAGGUGGCGAGGUGAAAAUGUUGCCACUUCAGAAGUGGAAUCUGUCAUUAGUAAUGUGAUAGGUCUCAAGGACGCAACUGUAUAUGGUGUCGAGGUACCUGGAAACGAGGGUAAAGCGGGAAUGGUUGCUAUAUAUGACGUAAAUAAUUCUUUAAAUGUCGAAGAGUUGGGACAAGAAUUGAAGAAAGUUUUGCCGUCCUAUGCCAGACCUCGUUUCGUUCGAAUUUUGUCAGAACUGCCAAUGACCGGAACAUUCAAAUUGAAAAAGAAGGAUCUUCAACGGGAAGCCUUUGAUAUUACAAAAGUAAAAGAUCCGAUCUAUUUUCUUAACAAUGAUACCUAUGUCAAGCUGACUGAUAAAUAUUACAAUGAUAUCAUUGAAGAAAAAAUACGGUUAUAAUUGACACGUUUUCCAGCAAAGAUGCAUAUUUUCUUUUUAAGACAAAGCAGAAUUUGAAUUUCAAGAUGUAAAGUUAUAAAAAUUUAUAAACUUUUUCCCGGUGUGUUAGUCAUAUAAUAUUUGAUAAUCAUCAUUUUGUGGACCAAUUAAUUGUCAUGUAUGUCUUCUUUUGCAAAUACGCGUAUACAAAAAUUAUUUUGAAAAUGAUAUAUAAAUUUUUGAUUAUAAUAAUCAAAAUUAAUACUCUAUAAUUUAUGAAUUAUUUACAAAAUCAUACUUAUUUGAACGCACAAUAAAAUAUGUAUAGCUGAGAAAAAAUAGGUAAACGCACAUAAUAAAAAUUUAUUAAGUUGUUAAAAAAAUAAAAGAGUAUCCUUAAAAAUUGAACAUGCCUUGUAAAAUUAUGAAGAAAGUAUUUUUGAAUUUUAUAUAUACUUUAUUAUCUCUUAUUUAAACUCAGCAAACAGAUUUAAUCGUGAUUUAUCUUACACUUGUAAAUUUUUGAUAUCAAAUUUGGUAUACCAAAUUUCAAAAUUUUAAUAAUUUUUGUAAAUUAUUAAAACUUAAUAUAGAAGGCAUAAGAAAUUUUAAUGAAUAUCAUAAAGAAAGAAUAAAAAUUAUGAAAAAAAAAAUGUUAAAUAAGGAAUCGACUUAUUUGUAUAUCUUUUUAAGUUCCCAAACUUUAAUUAUUUGUUAAGAUUUAUAUACAUUGUUGUUAAUAAGCUUAACGAAAAAGACCUGUACAAACACAGUAAAAAAUCUGUACAAACACAGUAUAUAUAUAUAUAUAUAUAUAUAUAUAUAUAU